This is a messenger RNA of Pyricularia pennisetigena, 1446 nucleotides long. RefSeq lists its product as uncharacterized. Lineage: Eukaryota; Fungi; Ascomycota; Sordariomycetes; Magnaporthales; Pyriculariaceae. The transcript has a single exon. The record is from RefSeq and is a predicted model, not a curated record. The coding region runs from base 1 to 1446 and encodes 481 amino acids.
AUGCGGUCGUCAACAGUAAACAUUGGAUGUUUGCCAUCGUCAACAUCGGCCGCGACAACAAAGAUCCUGUUGACUUUUUUUCUCGGCGUCAUCUUCUCCAACAUCGUCGUCAACGCACAGUCACAGGCACAGUCACAAGCAGAUCAACAAUACACCAAUGACUUUUCCAUGUACCCGCAGGCGGCCCAGGAGUGCCUGCAAAGAGCCGCCAACACUUCGACAUGCACAGGUACCACGCAUGCCCAGAUUAACGCCUGCCUCUGCCCGGGCACCGACAUCAGCAGCUUCCCCGUCCGAGCCGCCAUCUGCAUUGGUCGCAGGUCGCCCGGCGACCUCUGGGCCGUGUACGCACUCCUGAAGGCCGACUGUGAGGACUCCAAGACGCCCCUUGCCUUUACGAGGGGCCGCUUCAUGCAGACCGCCUUUGAUGCGAGCACUUCGUUUACCGGCGGCGGAGAUAACAGCGACAAUGCCUCUUCAGGCGACUACAAGAACCAGAACCCGACGAAAGGGGUGGCGCUGUCUGCUGAGACCAAUGGUGCCACGACGGCGGGUAACAACAACAACAAUAACAACAACAACAACAACGACAGUAACAACAACAAUAACAACAACAACAACAACAACAACAACAACACGACCGGACUGACCAUGAUGACCAAGACAGGCAUCAUCAUCUCAUGCGUUAUCGUCGGGUCGCUCCUCGGUGCUAUAAUAACGUAUUGCUUACUACUGCGAUGCAAGAAGAAGCCCAACCCGGGGAUGCAGAUGCACGACUCAGAGAAGCGACCCAUCUUCUCCAGUGCUAGCAGCUUGAAAGGUGGCACCAACACAUCCCUUUCGAGGGCUUCCACGCUCGUGUCGGCGCGCAACUGGCGUAUGAUGGACCAGAGCACAAUGCGAUCCCCUUCUGCGCCAGCCGGAAGCGUAAGAGGAAUGCCCUACUCCGAGGCACCGUCACCCAUGACCCCUCAGGGGCAGUGGGUACUGGACCCUUCAACGGGCAGGUACGUGCUCGCCGCCGGCGUGCCGCCUCUUCCCACCACCGCGCUGGGCCCACGCAUGCCCCUGCCUUCGAUACCGCCGACCCCUGUGCUGGCCCCUGUCGAGGCCCCCGGGGUCGACGUGCCGGUCGAGAUGCCCUCGACCCCCAGCACAGUGACGAUGUGCAACUGGGGCACGCAAUCGCAAUCCCAGGCGAACUCGCAGUUCAUGCACACUACACACCAACCAUACGCCAUCCAAACGUCGAUUUUCCACCAAAACACCCAGAACGGUCAGAGGAGUCAGGGAACCGGCGCGGAGGGGGCAUCACCUAGCUCAAUAUACUCACCAAACGCGACGUCGCAGCCAAAGCCCGCGGCAGGCGUCCCCAAGCGGCAAUACAGCCUUAGAAACAUGUUCCAUACCAGACAGCCGAGUAAAAAUCCGGCAUAUUGGAUCUAG